This is a messenger RNA of Cryptomeria japonica (Japanese cedar), 1628 nucleotides long. Its product is annotated as branched-chain-amino-acid aminotransferase 5, chloroplastic. The transcript has 10 exons. The record is from RefSeq and is a predicted model, not a curated record. Lineage: Eukaryota; Viridiplantae; Streptophyta; Pinopsida; Cupressales; Cupressaceae. Gene Ontology annotation, biological process: branched-chain amino acid metabolic process. Gene Ontology annotation, molecular function: branched-chain-amino-acid:2-oxoglutarate transaminase activity. The coding region runs from base 138 to 1430 and encodes 430 amino acids.
AGAAAUAUUUUGUCCAGGGUUUAAUAGCUUUAACCCCAUUUCCUUCGUGUUGCGAAGGGCGCACAAUAAAGCGGGCGGGAGAAGGGGAGGGCAGGGAAGGAGCAGAAGCCAAACAGGUUGAGACGUGUUGGCCGAACAUGGAAAGCGUGAGCAUCCGCUUAUGUUCUCUUCCUGCUAACGAUGCCGUUAUUGUUCCUCGUUCUUUCUUUGCUUCUUCGUGUCCAUUUCGAAAAGCUGGGCUUUCAGGCAGCGCAGGGCGGUCUUUGAGUUGGAAUGGUAGCGGCAUCACGCUUAGAUUUAACACUGGAGACAACAAGUUUGUUAGGGAACAUUGCAACCCUCCUUCCCACAUUUUGGGAGCAUUGCAUACCCAAGCAGAAGCUGCAGCUGUUAGCACUACUGAGGAGGUUGAUGAACUAGCAGACAUUGAUUGGGAUGGCCUAGGAUUUGGAAUCAAGCAAACUGAUUACAUGUAUAUUAUGAAGUGUGGCAAGGAUGGAAUAUUUUUUGAAGGAGACCUAACACCGUUUGGAACUAUUGAGCUGAGCCCAUCAGCUGGUGUCUUGAAUUAUGGACAGGGUUUAUUUGAAGGUUUAAAAGCAUAUAGGAGAGCUGAUCGACGUAUUGUACUUUUUCGACCAGAAGAGAAUGCUUUGCGAAUGAUAAAUGGUGCAGAGCGCUUGUGCAUGCCAGCCCCAUCCGUUGAACAAUUUGUGGAGGCUGUAAAGCAAACAGUCUUGGCCAACAAACGCUGGAUACCACCACCUGGCAAAGGCUCACUUUAUAUUAGGCCACUUCUUAUGGGUAGUGGACCUGUGCUAGGACUUGCCCCUGCACCUGAGGUUACUUUUCUCAUAUAUGUUUCUCCUGUUGGAAACUAUUUUAAGGAAGGCUUGGCACCGAUCCAUUUGAAGGUUGAAACAAAGCAUCAUCGUGCCACACCUGGUGGAACUGGAGGCAUCAAAACAAUAGGCAACUAUGCACCGGUUUUGAGCAUACAAUCUAGCGCUAAAGCGAAUGGCUUUUCUGAUGUGGUCUAUCUUGAUGCAAUUAACAAGAAGUAUCUCGAAGAAGUCAGUUCUUGCAACAUCUUUGUGGUGAAGGAUAAUGUCAUUUCUACUCCAGCACUGCAUGGAACUAUACUACCAGGAAUUACUAGGAAAAGUAUAAUUGAGGUGGCUCGUAGUCGAGGUUAUGAGGUCCAAGAGCGUUUGAUAUCUGUAGACGAAUUGCUUGAUGCAAAUGAGGUGUUCUGCACUGGCACGGCAGUGGUGGUCUCUCCUGUCGGCAGCAUCACUUAUUUUGAUAACCGCGUGGUUUACAAGAAUGGAAGUUCAGGAGGAGUUUCCCGUGAGUUGUAUUCGGCUCUUACAGGCAUUCAGAUGGGCUUGUCUGAGGAUAGCAUGGGAUGGACAAUGGAGCUAAAUUAGCCCUUUGAUUUGAAAUCGUUUUUAUGAAACUAAAUGUAAAUAAUUCUUUGCAGGUACUCUCUUUGAGAAAUUUGUGGUGUAUAAACUGAGAGGAGGGAGGUCAAAGUUUCUCGCAGAGAUAAAUGUAGUCUUUUGCAUUUACUAGAUAUUUAUUAUUUUUUUCCUUUUAACGGAUUUAAAAUUUCUUGUUAGAAAACA